This is a messenger RNA of Camarhynchus parvulus, 2850 nucleotides long. It is a transcript of the gene PHAX, whose product is annotated as phosphorylated adaptor for RNA export. NCBI's taxonomy places the organism in Eukaryota, Metazoa, Chordata, Aves, Passeriformes, Thraupidae. The coding region runs from base 35 to 1225 and encodes 396 amino acids. Gene Ontology annotation, cellular component: nucleus. The record is from RefSeq and is a predicted model, not a curated record. Gene Ontology annotation, biological process: snRNA export from nucleus. The transcript has 5 exons.
GCCCCGCCGCCGCGCUCCUCCCUUCCGCCGGGAUAUGGCGCAGGAGCUGCGGGGCAUGGACGGCGACGUGGAGGACGGCGAGCUCUCGGGCUCCGACUCGGACAUGCCCGGCGCCGGCUCCCCUGGACAGAAGCUGCACGCUGGCAGUGAUUCCUGCAGGCCCUUCCAGAGCAGCCUGUCAUCCUGUGCUCCCAGUGUUCCUUACAGGACCACCAAGAGCCUGGACUCCAGCGAGGAGAGCUGCUCCGACUCCGACGACGACAGCUGCCUGUGGAAGAGAAAGAGGCAGAAAUGCUUCAACUUCUCCCCUGCCAAACCUGAGCCCUUCCAGCUCAGCCAGAGCCACCAAAAACAGACUGCUGUGCGCGGGAAGAAGGUCAACAACAUCUGGGGCGCCGUGCUCCAGGAGCAGAACCAGGAUGCGGUGGCGACUGAGCUUGGGAUUCUGGGCAUGGACGGUUCAAUUGACAGGAGCAGGCAGUCUGAGACUUACAACUACCUGCUGGCUAAAAAGCUGAUGAAGGAGGCCCAGCAGAAGGAGGCAGAGACUUUGGACAAGGAGCUGGAUGAAUACAUGCACGAUGACAAGAAGACAUGUCCAGCAGAGGAGGAGAACGGGCAGGGCUUCCUCAAACGGAAGCGGCCUGUGAAAGACAGACUGGGGGAAAGGCAGGAGAUGAAAUACAAGGGAAGGUAUGAGAUCACAGAGGAAGAUUCAGAGGAAAAAGUGGCAGAUGAAAUUGCUUAUCGACUUUGUGAGCCAAAGAAAGACUUAAUUGCUCGAGUAGUGAAAAUAAUUGGGAAGAGAAAAGCCAUCGAGCUGCUGAUGGAAACAGCUGAAGUAGAGCAGAAUGGUGGACUGUUCAUCGUGAAUGGCACCAGGAGAAGAACACCUGGGGGUGUUUAUUUAAACCUGCUGAAGAACACACCGAGCAUCAAAGAAGAAAAAAUCAAGGAAAUAUUCUAUCUGGAAAACCAGAAGGAGUAUGAAAACAAGAAAGCUGCCAAGAAGAGGAGGAUACAAGUUCUGGGGAAGAAGAUGAAGAAGGCCAUCAAGGGGCUUAACCUGCAGGAAUAUGAUGAUGCAUCUCGUGAGACUUUUGCCAGUGACACAAACGAGGCUCUGGCUUCCCUGGAGGACCUGCAGGAAGGGCACCACGAGGCAAAGAUGGAACCUGAGGAUACUAUUGAAAUUGAUAAUGCUCACGAUUUGGAGAUCUUUUAGUCACUAAAUAUUCUUGAUAGCAGAGUCUCUAUAAAAACAUGUUAAAUGAGCCUUUCUUGUAAUCCCGUGGCUUCUUGUUUUCAGAGCAUGGGGAAUACUUGAUGCUGAAGAACAGGAGGUAAUUCUUAGCUAAAUUUAACAGCAUGAAAGACUUUUAAUUGUCCUGUUACUUGUUUGCUGAGUCCUCAGAGACUGUUAAGAUUUUUCUAGAUAAGAGCCCUACGUCACCUUAGGAAGUGUUUUUAGUCACAUGUUAGUUUUAGGAGUUAAGGCUAUGUUUUAACCAAAUACUUCUCUUUUAAUUUGCUGAAGUACACAAAGUCAUCAGGUGAGCAAUGCUCUUUACUGCAGAUGAACAGAAAAAACAGAAUAAUUUUAGUCUUAAUAUAGAUGAUCAUAUAGUCUUAAUGUGGCAGUGUAUUGACAAAAACAGUAUUUAUAGGAUUAAGACCUGUAAAAACAGAUUGGUUUGUGAAAUAAUUUGAGUGGUCAGUGACCUUUGAAUAAUGACCUUGAGCAAUGUAUGCUUCAGAAUUCUGCAUUAUUUUUAAUCUUUUAUUCCAAUAGUGACUUGAGCUUCCAAUCUGUUCUGUCUAAACAUUUUCUGUUAUUAGACACACACCUAAGUUCCACAGAUCUCUUUGUUUGCAGACAAAUGUAACUGAAAGCCUUCAGAGUAGUGAGAUUUUACUGAGUUUUGUUCCCUCCAAGGGUCUGUAGAUUGUACAUGCAGAUAUAAACCUUUUACCUUGCAGUUCUUGUUUCUGUCCUCCUGUGUGCAGUGAGAUAAUGUGCAGCUUGCAGAAGAUCUGGAGUUUUUCUGUGCUGACUCUUGCAGGGGAUAUUUUUUUUUUAUUAUUAUUUACUUGAUGCCGGAGACUGUUGUGUAGUUUGUUAGUUCAGCUGAAAACAAUUUUUAUGUUGAGUAUUGUUUUUAAUAUAGCCGAAGAACAUGUGCAGCACUGAUAUCUAUGUCUAAAGUAUUUUGUCACUAAUAAGUUGUGGCUUUUUUUGUGAGUAGACACUAUUCAGCCCAAUUUUUGCCCAUAAAUUUUGUUCACUUUUGAGUCCUUGAGUUUUAGAAGGAAGGUGUGUCACUAAAACGCAUAAUCUGUUUAUAAGAUUGAACAAUUCAGUACUGCCAAGAGCUGGCAUUUGAAGGAUUGCAGCAUUUGAAGGAACAUUUCUUACACAUAACAGCACAUUCCAUUACCUGCCUUACUAAACCUGGGUUUUGACUUUUCUGCUUUUAUCUGUUCACACGUCAGAGCUCCUAAUUGUUAAAAAGUUAAUCAGAUGUGCAGCAUGCCUUUGCUGGUAGUAGUUGCUCGUGCUGAAGUAACAAAAAUUCUUAUUUUUUCAUUAAUUUUCCUAACCAGUGAUGGUCAGAGUAAACUGGUAACUCCUGUAUGGGAAACAGAAUUUUGUGCUGUUUAAUUGCUUUGGGACUGUACCAUUUCAUCCUGGUUUUGGGAACUGCUUGGGGAUAUGUCUUAACUCUUUUCUGGAUAGAAUCAGCAAAUUGUAACACUGGUUUAAGCAACUUUUUUAUCAUUAUGUAAUUUGCACUGUGUAUUUUUUUAAUGUUAAUAUUUCUAACGUUGAUUUCCCAGGCAAGGGGUACU